CUAAAUCCACAACAGUAAAAUCAGUCUGUAUGUGCAGUAAAACAUGCUUGUUAUACUCACUGUGGAAUCUAGUUUAUCUAAUUUUCUGCAUGGUGUAAAAAUGAUGUUUGAUCCUGUCUUCUCUGAUUCUCUCCUUCUUCUACUGUCCCCAAUUCAUCUCCUGAUAGAACAGACUCCCGAGGGCAAGCUAUACAUGCUCAGUUUGGUGUGUAUUGCUGGAAAGCUUUUUUUCUCUUGGGAGAAGUGCAUGUGAUCAGCACAGACCAAUCAGCACUGUCCAGACAGAGGUCAGGGGUUCUGCAUCC
Staurois parvus is the source of this 305-nucleotide messenger RNA. NCBI's taxonomy places the organism in Eukaryota, Metazoa, Chordata, Amphibia, Anura, Ranidae. The record is from the annotation of a GenBank genome assembly.